AGGGGAUUAUUUAAUAGCAUGAAAGAGAAGCGUCAGAUGUAUGAAUAUAUUGUUGUUUUUGUAGAUUUUAUUUCAGGCGGAGUAAAAAAGUAGUUCCAUUGGGAGUUGGACUGAGUCGCAUGUUUUGGGUAAUUUYCCCUUGUUUUAGGCGUGAGAACGUCACCAGAAAAGGAGCCAGACUGUAGUAGUCUAGCCUCACAUUCCCCCCCUCCCACCUCGGGAGGCUCCGCUUUCCCAGCCCCUUUGUUCGCCCCGGCCGGUGGGCUGAGUCAGAGCGGAGCGGGAGGCUGGCUGAGCUGCAGCCCGAAGAACCGCACGCAACGUGGACGCUGGAGGCGAGGAGAGGCCGACGGAGGAAACGAGAAUCAUCCGGGCGGGAGAGGGGGAAAGUUGAGCCCGUCGGAGCUAACAACCUCGGUUCUCCCCGCUCCGCUUUAGCCGCCUCAGCUAACCACCCCGGGGGAAAGGAACCGGCAGGCUAACAGCUAACUCAGCACCGGGUUUGUUGGCAUCAUCCUCUGAUCCACGCUGACUCCCUUUCAGUUUCUGCUCAGCAUCCAUGUUUGCAUCCCUCCCUGGGAGUGGCAGCCACUAAUCCACCCCCCGGGUACAGGCCCUCUCGGACCCCCCCUCGGACGUGGUAUUUUCCCACAAAAAAUCUCGACAUGGAGAGCGACGGGCCUCAGCCCCUCGUUUAGCUUCUGAUCCACGAGCCUGCGUCGCCCACAGGGCAGCUCUCAGGUCCGGCUGCUUGCUGCUCUCGCAGAAUGAACAUGCUGAAGUCCAGCGGGCUGAAAAUCCCCGGCCGUGGGGCCAAACAUUCCAGCCCAGUGGGAAGAACCUCCGUGGGCGGAACAUCCAGCCCUGUCGCCCCUAAAGACAGUAUGCCACUUAAGCCCAUUACUCCAUGUAAAAUCUCGGAGGAGGGCGACGAUGUUGUAGGAGACUACACUGUCGGUGAACAAGUCUGGGUCAACGGCGUCAAACCUGGAGUCAUCGCCUACCUUGGGGAGACCCAGUUCGCCCCCGGACAGUGGGCAGGCGUCAUUCUGAAUGACCUAGUUGGCAAGAACGACGGGUCAGUGGGUGGCGUGCGCUACUUCGAGUGCCAGCCCCUUCAGGGCAUUUUCACGAGACCCUCAAAGCUCACCCGACAGCCGGUGGGAGAGGGGAGCGACAGCCACUCCACCGACUCGACCCAGAAUCAGAGCCAGCAAGGAGGAGGCGGUGGCGCCCCCACUGGCCAGAGGGUGGUGGUGCCGCUCAGAGAGGGGCUCCUCAACAGCGGGGUGAAAACAGGGAACGAGUCUGGGUCCAACAUGUCCGACAGCGGGUCGGUUAAAAAGGCCGGAGAUAAAGACCUGCGAGUCGGAGAUCGAGUUCUGGUGGGAGGCUCUAAAAUGGGAGUUAUUCGUUAUAUGGGGGAAACGGACUUUGCUAAGGGUGAAUGGUGUGGGGUUGAGCUCGAUGAGCCCCUGGGGAAGAAUGAUGGUGCGGUGGCUGGUACAAGAUAUUUUCAGUGUCUUCCAAAGUUCGGCCUGUUCGCUCCCAUCCAUAAGGUGAUCCGCAUCGGCUUCCCCUCCACCAGCCCGGCCAAGGCCAAGAAGAGCAAGCGGGUGGCCAUGGGGGUCUCGUCCCUGGCCCACAGCCCCAGCAGCUCCUCCAUCAGUUCAGUCAGCUCGGUGGCCUCCUCUGUGGGUGGACGCCCGAGCCGAGCUGGACUGCUGACGGAGACCUCGUCCCGUUACGCCCGUAAGAUCUCGGGCACCACCGCGCUCCAGGAGGCGCUGAAGGAGAAGCAGCAGCACAUCGAGCAGCUGCUGGCCGAGCGGGACCUGGAGCGCGCCGAGGUGGCCAAGGCCACCAGCCACAUCUGCGAGGUGGAGAAGGAGCUGAGCGUCCUCAAGGCGCAGCACGUGCAGUACGUCGCUGAGAACGAGAGCACCCUGCAGCAGGUCAAAGCCUUGCUGGCCAGCACGCAGAAAGACAAACUGGAACUGGCCAAUCAGCUCGAAGAAGAGAAGAGGAAAGUGGAGGACCUCCAGUUCAGAGUAGAAGAGGAAUCCAUCWCUAAAGGAGACCUGGAGCAAACCACCGUCGAGGAGCAGAGUCGCAUCGCGCAGCUGGAGGAGCAGCUCUCCCUCAAAAGAGCCGAGGUCCAGGACCUCCAGGCCCAGCUCGGACGGGUGGACGCCCCGGAGAGCGACGGCCCGCAGGAGAGCGGCGAGAAGUGCAGGAGCGCGUUAGCGGCGAGCCGGCAGGAGGUGGAGUCGCUGAGGGCGCUGGUGGAGAAACAGAACCUGGAGCUCGGCGAGGUGAAGCAGAAGGUUCAGCAGGCCACCAAGGAGAACGUGGAGAUGAUGGACUCCUGGAAGGUUAAAUUUGACACUUUAGUCAGUGACCACCAGCGAUCCUUGGARGAACUGAAGGCAUCRUUGAGUCGGGAUCAGGAUGCCCCACAAGGUCAGGAGCAGGAUGCCCAGGAGCUGAGGACCACCCUGGAGGGCUUGAAGAUGGAGCACCAGCUGGAGGUGGAGAACCUCAAGGCCAAACACCAGAUCGAAGCCGCCAUCCUCAUCAAGGAGCGCGAGGACCUCUGCGCUCGCCUUCAGGAGGCCCGAGACCAGCUGGCCGAGGGGGGCCAGACCUGGAGGUCCGACAUGGAAGCUCACAGCACCAAGGCGGCCCUGGCCGAGGCCUCGGAGAAGCUACAGAAGGCAGAGGCCCGGCUGGCGCAGAUGGAGAAGCUCCACGUGGAGCAGGACCAAACCACGACGGAGCUGCGGGACAGGCUAGAGCUGUCGGAGAAGAAGAUGACAGAUUACCAGGCUCUGCAGAAGGCUCGGGCCGACAGCCAGGACCAGAUCCAGAAGCUGGAGGAGAAGCUGAGGGUGACGGCGAACCAGCUGCAGGCCAUCCAGGCCGACCGCUACACGUCUCACGAUGCAAACAUGAUAGAAGACAACGAAAUAUCAGACGAGAAGCUGAAGCUCAAACAACAUGUUGAAGAAACGAUGGAGAAGUUGUUGAAAAGAGAAAAAGAAGUUUCGACUCUCACUUCUCAUGUGGAUGCCCUCAAAUCUCAGGUUGGAGUUCUGGAGGGGAAAGUUCGCUCCGGGGAAAAGAAAGCUGAAGCCCUCGCCAAGGAGAAGACGCGUGUGGAGGCGGAGCUGGAGUCCAUGACCAAGAAGUCCCAUGAUGCAUCGGGGCAGCUGGUCAGCAUUAGCCAGGAGCUGCUGAAGAAAGAAAGGAGUCUGAACGAACURAGGGUGUUGCUCCUGGAAUCCCAUCGCCACUCGCGGGACGUGGACAAAGACCUGAACCGAGAGGUGCACAAGGCCGAGUGGAGGGUCAAGGAGCAGAAACUUCAGGACGACAUCAAAACCCUGCGAGAAAAACUGCUUCUGCUGGGUCGGGAGCGGGCCUCACCGGACCACCGGCGGUUCUCCAUGCUGGAACCGUCGGCUCUGGACUCAGAGGUGAGCCGCCUGCGGCAGCGGCUGCUCAGCACUGAGGAUGCCCUGAGGAACGCCUUGGAGCACAACCAGGAAGUGGAUCAGCUGGUCCAGGCCAUGAGGAAACAUCCUGACAAAAGCCAGCUUCACGGUGCAAAUUCAGCAAAUGGAAUUCACCACCAGGGAUCUGACAGCUCUCCAGAUGUUGCCACAACACUGAUGUAAGCAGCAGAGACGAGGCKUGACGGCGUGAACACGACCCGGACUGAUGCAGGAAACGGCUCGUCUGCUCCGUCUCCUGAUGGACGACCCUGGAUCGUUWCAGUUUACAGUUAAAACCAAAACAGCAAAAUCAAUUUUAUGUGUCGUUGCAGAAGGCAUCUAUUAGCCAAUCAAGAAGCUCCUUUAAAGUUCUAUAAAAAAUGGACAUGAAGAGAUAUUAUCAGUCAAAACAACCGCUGAGAAAUAAAAGGACGRCAGCUUUUUAUGCUUUAUAGUAGUUCGAAGGUUUGAAUCUACGAGUCGACGGGAACUUUGACAAAUCUGAACUUUUAUCUGGAAAGAAAAACUUCUGACGGACAAACGAAAAGCUGGCGGACUCAGUUGCUGUUUUUGGUUUUAUUUAUUACUUUGACUUGGCUCUUUUUGCUUUGUAAUAAUCCUCUGUACUGUAGAUGAGCUGGACCGGCCCAACAAACCCAACAAUGAUUUAAAUUWAAAAACCUAACUAAUGCUCCUGUAYGUAUUCAAACUCCAGCUGCAGCGCACAAAAACAAAUACAUUUAUUUUCUCCACACAAAAAAAUGACGUUUAAAUGUGAAACACUAAGUUUAAYGUGUGGCUGUAAAAGAAAAAAGGUAGGGGGUGUUGUAUUUUGUAUCCACUAAUAAUUGCAGUCAGAUUGUAUGGCUUUUUUUUUUAUUUGGAACAUUGCCUCCGCAAACGUGCCGAAUGUGCCCCAAACAAUGUUUUCAUGUGUCAAAUUUGUAGACAGAAGUUCAUCCAAAAAAAUUAAACUAAACAAAAAAAUAAAAAAGGGCAAAAAUCAAGUGCUGUUAGGAUAAUCCCAACUAAAGGCCCUGUUCAGACCUUGCAUCAAAAAUCUGGUUAAAAUCCGUACUUGUGAUUGGCAGAGUUGGUGUGUGGGUGGAGUUUGCCCAUGGUGUGGGCGGAGUUUGUCUUKGUGUGGAGGUUCUCUGCAGACUCAAAGUAGGCGUGUCUGAAGCAUAAACACUGAUUGGCUACUUGUAUUUUUGGUUCUUCUCUUUUGUUUUUCUUUCACCUUUGACUUUAUCUACCUUCACAUUAAUUUUAGCGCCAAAACUACUUUUGUUUUUUUCAAUGAACCCACAAUGUAUCAUUAAAACCAAACAUUUAGUUCUCCCUAUUUCAAAAUGUCUCAGACAAUUUAAAAAAACGCUACAGACUGAUGCCGCUCUUAUUUUGAAAUGUAAACUGGAGCUUUUUAAGAGAAGUGGAAAUAACAAAUGAAGACUUAGGGUCCGACACUGUGUGUGUCUUCAUAUAAACAUAUUAGCAGCUAAACUGCUCGCUGUUAUUAUUUCCAAGUCUUCUAAUUACCACUGUAACAACAGCAAGUUUGUAAAACGAAAUGUAAUGAAAAUAAAUAUGAAAGUCAGAUGCUAGGGUAUAAGGGUAAGCUAAAGAAACCCCCAAGCAACGAUCAUCCAAUCAGGUAUGGUUGUCGGGUAACACCCCCUUUAUGCUUGUCCAAUCAGAUUUUCCCCUGGAAAAAAAGGUCCAAUCAGGCGUGUCUGUUCUGAACCACCUUCCUUUUGGAAACGCCUACUCAUCCGCAGAGACUCCUCCUUGGGUGUGGGCGGAGUUUUCCCUACAGUCCGUGAUUGGUCAGAUUGAUCUGUCUUGUGGGACAACUUAAAAGAGGAGGUAAUGACAGUAAAGAAAUAUGAUUUAUUGACGGUAUACGUACAGUUUAAAACAGAACAAUGACUCACAAUGAUUGUGAACACGUAAACGUCAUUUAUUGACUUCAGAUUUCAUUCAGCUAGCACCUUCCUGUCUCAAAUCAUGACUAAAAUUAAUCUCUAUUUAUAUAAAAAUCAUAUCUUGGGCCAACUCCUCCCACAAAGUAAGAAACUCCUACUAACUGCAGGUGAAAGGUGUGUGAAAAAGAACCAUGUGACUGCGCGUCGACUGUUGGGCUACACGGUUAAUCCUUCAUCGUGCACCUUGUGCCCCUCACACCUGUGUUCAGAGUUACCUGAAAGGACAGAUUUAAGGACCAGGUCUGAACGGGGCCCAGAUGUUAGCAGAAUAAAUGAGCAGGAGCAACUGUGGGAUUUUGAUUUAAAAAAAAACAAAUUGAAGAAACACUAAAUGCCUUUUAUUCUUUCUGUGUGCUGUUGUGAAAWGUUUCUUUGUAUUUAAACACAAUGAAAGUGAUGACUGCUUGUGCUUCUGGCUGAUUACAAGCUGCUCCAUGUAUCGACAGACACUACAACUUGAUGAAACAAGCCGUCUCACUACACCGUAUCAUCUGUGUUGAUAAAAGAUCUGUUCCAGGACGGACCAAUCCUAUUUUCAGGUGCUUGCUAAUUCAUUCUCCCCCAAAAUCUUUGAUUUUGAUUGUUCACUUGUGCUAAAACGUGUUAAGAUAAACCUGAGGAGCCUUCUGACUUCAGAAUUGUGAACAGGCUGGAUGUAGGUGGAUUAUUCCUGACUUUUAUUUAUUUAUGUGUAUCAGCACACUUCUUAUAUGAUUGGUUCUUUUGUUGACACGCCUGUGUGUUUAUUAAAGGUACUCAUUGCAAAGUUAUGAAGAUGGGACAAAUAAAAAAAGUAAGAAACAAAGUCUGUACAAUAUUCUUCUCAUAUGGAUGUUCUUACAUUAAAAGUGUGACUAUUAGUGCAUUUAUUAUUCAAAAAAAGCCAAAGUGACUUAAAAAAGGSAAUGAUGUUUUGUUUACACUGAGUGCAGACCCACAUUUCAGAGUUGCAAACGGCAUCAUUUUAGGAUAAGCUUUUUUUAAUGAUUGGUUUCAUACUUUGCAGAAAGUAUCUUUAAUUAGCGACGCACGGAGGCCAUGUUUAAUGUAUCACCUGCACCUGCAGUGCUUUACCGAGCCUUUCUUAAGUCUUCUGAAGGGCUGUCACCUGAGCUGAAAGCCAAACAACCGCCUCAGAUUAACAACAUGAUGCUGUAAAGUCUUCCAGAUCUCGAUGUAUGUGUUUGUCAGCUUCUGUUUGUUCGUGGCGUUUGGGCGUGUGGGGAGCUUCUCCAGGGCCGGUUAUACAGUUCCCGUUUGGAGCCUUAUUCUGCACGGCCUCCUCCGCUCGAGGAAUUCCUACUGUUUGGAUUAUCGCUGCGGCGGUUUUGGAGAUUGAGUCAUUAAAUAUUAAUGUGGCGAAGA
Molecule: messenger RNA, 6847 nt
Organism: Austrofundulus limnaeus
Lineage: Eukaryota; Metazoa; Chordata; Actinopteri; Cyprinodontiformes; Rivulidae
Gene: clip2
Product: CAP-GLY domain containing linker protein 2
Exons: 17
Coding region: 768-3680 (970 amino acids)
Biological process (GO): cytoplasmic microtubule organization
Cellular component (GO): cell cortex; nucleus; microtubule plus-end
Molecular function (GO): microtubule plus-end binding
Source: RefSeq, a predicted model, not a curated record